UGCAUAGUUUCGGGAAAUGAGAAGGCCUAUCUACAGUACACCUCUGGUGCAUGGAAUGAUGAAAAGAUCCAUGCCAAAAUCUCCAUUUCAUACACUGCUUGCCUUUUGCUUCUGGUGCAUACACCUCCUGUGUUUGGUGGAGAGAUGCAAAGCUCAAGAUGCAACUAAUGCUACAACAGACCCAGAUGAAGUGAGAGCUCUUAAUGCCAUUUUCCAACAUUGGGGUCGUUCUGCUUCUAAUGAAUGGAACAUAAGUGGAGAGCCAUGUAACGGGAUCGCCGUUAAUUCAUCAACGAUUAGCAACCCAGGGAUCAUAUGUGAUUGCUCAUUCAACGGUGGAUCCACCUGCCACAUAACCCAAAUCAAACUGAAGGGGUUGAAUGUGAUAGGGCCAAUUCCGGAAGAGCUCCAAAACCUGACUUUCUUGACACACCUGGAUUUUACGCAAAACUACAUAACGGGUACCUUGCCAGCAUUCAUCGGCAAUUUAAGGUCCAUGCAAUACUUUACUGUUAACAUGAAUGGCUUGUCAGGCAGCAUCCCAAAAGAGCUGGGAAACCUUCAGAACGUAAUCUCCUUGGGUAUAAGCUCAAAUAACUUCUCUGGUUCGCUCCAACCUGAGCUGGGAAAUUUGACCGGUCUGCAACAACUAUAUAUGGAUAGCAGUGGGCUAAGCGGCGAGAUUCCUUCAACAUUUGCUAGCUUGAGAAACAUUCAUAUCUUGUGGGCCUCUGAUAACCAGUUCACAGGAAGGAUACCUGAUUUCAUUGGGAGUUGGAAUCUUACCAAAUUGAAUAUGCAAGGCAAUGCUUUUGAGGGUCCGAUACCAUCGAGUUUUUCCAAUUUGAUCUCACUGACUGAUUUGCGGCUCAGUGAUGUGUCUAAUGGGAGCUCAUCGUUGAAUUUUAUUGAGAAUAUGACAUCUUUAAACAACUUAGUCCUAAGAAACAAUAUGCUUUUUGGUACUAUCCCGUCUACCAUUGGAAGACACCGAUUAUUGAUGCAGAUGGAUUUGAGCUUCAACAAUUUAAGUGGACAAAUUCCAGAGUCUCUCUUCAAUAUAGGUUCACUUGUUUACUUGUUUCUUGGAAACAACAGCUUAUCCGGUACACUGCCAUCCCAAAAAAGCAAUGGACUUCUUAAUAUAGAUUUAUCAUACAAUCAAUUAUCAGGAAGAUUUCCAUCCUGGGUUUCAGAAGGCGGCUUAAACUUGAGCUUGGUGGCAAAUAAUUUCAUAUUCGAUAGUUCUAACAGCAGUGGUUUGCCUUUAAGCUUGAAUUGUCUUCAGCGAAGCUUUCCAUGCAAUAGGAACCCUCCAAUCUAUUCUUCAUUUGCGAUAAGGUGUGGUGGGCCCACAAUGAUAACUACCAACACUGAGUAUGAGGCAGACAAUGCAACUCUGGGCCCAGCAUCCUAUGAUGUCACCAACACAGAGAAGUGGGCCGUCAGUAAUGUCGGAAGGUUUAGUGAUGGCAGCAACACUAGAUAUUUCAGAUAUGAUCAGGAUGUAUUUUCGAAUACAGUAGACUUGGGGCUGUUCCAAUAUGCAAGGCUAUCACCAGGAUCGCUGAGAUAUUACGGUCUGGGGCUCGAAAACGGGAACUACACUGUAAAUCUGAAAUUUGCAGAGACGGAAUUUCCAGAUUCACAAUCAUGGCAGAGCACUGGAAAGCGCAUUUUCGACAUUUAUCUUCAGGGUAAACUGGAAUGGAAAGACUUCAAUAUAAAAAAGGAAGCAGGUUCUGUCUACAGAGCCAUUGAGAAGCAACGACAGGUUAUGGUAUCCCAAAACGUACUUGAAAUUCAUCUCCUUUGGGCUGGAAAGGGAACUUGCUGUAUACCUUCGCUAGGCACUUACGGACCCACCAUCUCGGCCAUCCGUGUUACUCCUAAUUUUGAACCGACUGUCAGGACUCCAGUCACUCCACAAACUUCAGGAAAGAAGAACAAGACUGCUUUGGCUGUUGGAAUUUCAGUUUCUGUAGGAGUUCUAUGCAUUGUAUUGGUUGUUGUAGUUUUUAUCCAGAAAAGGAGUCAAACAAUGAGCACUGAUGAAGACGAAGAGUUUCUUGGAAUGGGUCUCAGACCAAACACUUUCAGUUACAUGGAAUUGAAGACCGCCACCGAAGACUUCAAUUCUGAAAAUAAGCUGGGCGAGGGAGGAUUCGGGCCUGUUUUUAAGGGUAAACUGCUUGAUGGGCGGAUAGUGGCCGUGAAGCAACUCUCGGUAGUAUCUCACCAAGGAAAUAAUCAGUUUGUAGCAGAGAUUGCCACUAUAUCUGCUGUCCAACAACGGAACCUCGUGAAGUUGUAUGGAUGCUGCAUUGAGGGAGUGAAUCGGCUCCUUGUUUAUGAAUAUCUGGAAAACAAGAGCCUAGAUCAAGCACUCUUCGGAGAGAGUACCUUGCAUUUGGAUUGGCAUACCCGCUUGGAGAUAUGCUUGGGGACGGCAAGAGGUCUCGCUUACCUUCACGAGGAAUCCGGGCCUCGCAUUGUUCACAGGGAUGUCAAAGCCAGUAAUAUUCUACUUGACGCGGAUCUCAAUCCAAAGAUAUCAGAUUUUGGUUUGGCCAAGCUCUACGAUGACAAGAUGACCCACAUCAGUACACGUAUCGCAGGGACAAUCGGCUACCUUGCACCGGAGUAUGCCAUGCUUGGGCAUCUGACGGAGAAGGCUGAUGUAUUUGCAUUUGGAGUCGUUGCUCUGGAGAUUGUAAGCGGAAGGCCAAACGCAAGCCAGAACGUGGAUCCAGAGAAGAUGUAUCUCCUUGAAUGGGCUUGGUAUCUCCAUGAAAACGACCGCGCAUUGGAACUGAUAGAUCCAACACUAUCCGAAUUCAAUGAAGGAGAAGUGGCUCGGAUGAUUGGCAUUGCUCUUCUAUGCAUCCAGGCAUCACCGACGCUACGCCCGCCCAUGUCACGAGUGGUGGCCAUGCUGCUGGGAGACAUUGAAGUGGGCACGGUCUCGUCGAAGCCAGGCUACUUAACCGGUUUGCCAUCCAAUGACACAAGCAGCUUCAUGAGUGAUGAAACUUCAAGAGCGUCAACUGGUAUAAGCACCAGCAGCCAACAGUUCUCGUUGUCGAAUGCAGGUAGCUCACCACUGGGCCCCACUGAGCCGACGCUGCACAAGGUUACUGGAAAUGGACGGUGAUGAUCGCUUCCUAUCUCUCCCAACAUGCAUAAAUGUAUCUGUAUGUGUAUACAACAAUAUAUAUUUAGACACCGGGCGGUUUGGUUAUUGAUAUUUGAGACAUUGUUUCCAUUUACUUAGCUUGCUCUUAGUUUGUGGACGACUAUACGCUCGCCCAAUGCAGCAGCAUUGAGUGAUUUUGAACUAGCGUUGUUGGAAAUUUUGGAGAGGAAUAAAUAGAUUUUUUAUUUUCAAUUUUCAAA
Molecule: messenger RNA, 3396 nt
Organism: Magnolia sinica
Lineage: Eukaryota; Viridiplantae; Streptophyta; Magnoliopsida; Magnoliales; Magnoliaceae
Product: probable LRR receptor-like serine/threonine-protein kinase At1g56140
Exons: 24
Coding region: 17-3154 (1045 amino acids)
Biological process (GO): protein phosphorylation
Molecular function (GO): ATP binding; protein kinase activity; protein binding
Source: RefSeq, a predicted model, not a curated record